This is a messenger RNA of Parnassius mnemosyne (clouded apollo), 2100 nucleotides long. NCBI's taxonomy places the organism in Eukaryota, Metazoa, Arthropoda, Insecta, Lepidoptera, Papilionidae. The record is from the annotation of a GenBank genome assembly.
AUGGACGGAAAAACAACUAAAAUGCCAAAAGUGGCAAAGGUAAAAAACAAAGCUCCAGCUGAAAUACAAAUAACUGCCGAACAAUUGCUUAGAGAAGCCAAAGAAAGAGAUUUGGAAAUAUUACCACCUCCACCAAAACAAAAGAUAUCAGACCCAGAAGAACUGAGAGAUUACCAGCAUCGUAAACGAAAGGCAUUUGAAGACAAUAUUCGUAAAAAUAGACAAGUAAUCGGGAAUUGGCUUAAAUAUGCUCAGUGGGAAGAGUCACAGAAACAGAUACAGAGAGCUCGCUCAAUAUAUGAAAGAGCAUUGGAUGUGGAUCAUAGAAAUAUUACCCUUUGGUUAAAGUACACAGAAAUGGAAAUGCGUAACAGACAAGUUAACCAUGCUCGUAAUUUAUGGGACAGAGCAGUAACAAUACUGCCAAGGGUAUCUCAGUUUUGGUACAAAUAUACUUAUAUGGAAGAAAUGUUAGAAAAUGUUGCUGGAGCAAGACAAGUAUUUGAGCGUUGGAUGGAGUGGCAACCCGAUGAGCAAGCAUGGCAAACUUACAUCAAUUUUGAAUUAAGGUACAAAGAAUUAGAUAGAGCCAGACAAAUUUAUGAGAGAUUUGUGAUGGUCCAUCCCGAUGUAAAGCAUUGGAUAAAAUAUGCUAAAUUUGAGGAAAAUCAUGGCUUUAUAAACAGUGCGAGAAAAGUAUAUGAAAGAGCAGUUGAGUUUUUUGGGGAUGAAGAACUUGAUGAACGGUUAUUUAUUGCAUUUGCAAAAUUUGAGGAGAACCAAAAAGAACAUGACAGGGCAAGGGUUAUCUACAAAUAUGCUCUAGACCAUAUUCCAAAAGAUAAAAAUAAAGAACUAUACAAAGCAUACACAAUUCAUGAGAAAAAGUAUGGAGAUAGAUCUGGGAUUGAGGAUGUUAUUGUCAACAAAAGAAAAUAUAUGUAUGAACAAGAAGUAAUAGAAAACCCAACAAAUUAUGAUGCUUGGUUUGAUUACAUACGGCUUGUUGAAAAUGAAGGCAAUGUAGAUGAUAUUAGAGAUACAUAUGAAAGAGCAAUAGCUAAUGUGCCACCAUCAAAAGACAAACAGUUUUGGAGACGAUAUAUUUAUUUAUGGAUCAAUUAUGCUUUGUAUGAAGAAUUAGAAGCUGAAGACAUAGAAAGAACUAGGCAAGUAUACAGAACAUGUCUGGAAUUAAUACCCCAUAAAAUAUUUACAUUUUCAAAGAUAUGGUUAAUGUAUGCUCAAUUAGAAGUAAGGUGUAAGAAUUUAAAACAAGCAAGGAAAACUUUAGGGUUGGCAUUAGGAAUAUGUCCAAGAGAUAAAUUAUACAGAGGGUAUAUUGACUUAGAAAUUCAAUUACGUGAAUUUGAUAGAUGUAGAAUAUUGUAUCAGAAAUUUCUUGAAUAUGGACCAGAAAAUUGCAUAACAUGGAUAAAAUUUGCUGAAUUAGAAACAUUGCUUGGAGAUAUUGAUAGAGCAAGAGCUAUAUACGAAAUAGCUGUCUCUCAACCAAGAUUAGAUAUGCCAGAACUUCUGUGGAAAAGUUACAUAGAUUUCGAAGUUUCUCAAGGUGAAACUGAAAAAGCCAGACAACUUUAUGAAAGGCUGUUAGAGAGAACUGUUCAUGUGAAAGUAUGGUUGUCAUAUGCGAAAUUUGAGUUAAAUGCUGAGAACCCAGAUAAUAUUAAUGUUGAACUGGCAAGAAGAAUUUAUGAACGUGCAAAUGAUAGCCUCAGGAGUGCUGGAGAAAAAGAAGCAAGAGUUCUUCUUUUAGAAGCAUGGAAAGAAUUUGAAACAGAAGUUGGAGAGGAAUCCAAGCUAGAAAAAGUGUUAUCCAAGAUGCCCAGAAGAGUUAAAAAGAGGCAAAAGAUAGUAAGUGAAUCUGGAGUAGAAGAAGGAUGGGAAGAAGUGUUUGAUUACAUAUUCCCUGAAGAUGAAAUGGUAAGACCCAACCUCAAAUUACUUGCAGCAGCCAAAAAUUGGCGAAAGCAAAAGGAAGUUGAAACAGAACCAUCAGAUGCAAAUAAUAAGGACCCAUCUGAAGAACAAUCAGCCUCGACAUCCGGAGAACAAGAUGCAGAAGAAAGUAAUGAAUGA